GGUUUUCUCUCCAUCUUAAGGUUUUUGAUUUAUUCGCGUUAAAUCUGUCAACUGUUUUGAUCUCUUACAUGAAAAGAGGGGGCGACUUUCCGCUAACCUAGGUCUCAGCAAAAUGAUUAUUUUGGGUUAUUUUUUUUUCCUUUUCUCUACGUUUUCUUAUUUCUUUACCACAAAUCUGUCUCUCGCAGAGAGCUUAAGUAAUUCUCCUUUAUUCUACAUGACAAUGGAUCCUAGGGUAUUACAAAGUGCUAUUAUGCUUCAGUGAACAUAACUAUAGCAAUGAACUGCAUGUGGGAAGAGCUGGAGUGUGCAGACAGUCUCUUGUAUUCUCCGCAUCUUGCAUGUAGUUGCUCUACUUCUUAGGGGGGGAAAAUGACUUUAGAUUGCUGAAUGCAAAACAAGACCAAACAGCUGGCUUAAUUAUCACUCUGACAGCCGUUCUGGCAAAUGCUGCCUUCAUCUCUUUAACCCCUGAGCUUUUCAUAAACCGAGGGCUUCAUUUUCAUGUUCAUUUAUUUCCAUACAUUGAUCUAGUGGGAAAUGGACUGAGGAAUGAUUUUCCAUGGUGAUAUUUAUCAUGAAUGCUACAUAGUUACCUUAGGACCGGCACAAUGGAAUCCACAGCUUUCGAGUCUGAGGACCCAGAAUAUCCUUCUUCCAAUUUUGAAACAAGGGAGUCAAAUGACAAGAUGGUCCAGCGCUUGCAAGGAAUAUUAAGAUGUUUGGUGAAGCAGCUCGAGAAAGGAGAUAUUAAUGUGACUGACCUAAAGAAUAAUAUAGAAUAUGCAGCGUCAGUGUUGGAAGCCGUGUAUAUUGAUGAAACCAGGCGACUACUGGACACGGAAGAUGAACUUUCUGAUAUCCAUACGGAUUCAGUUCCAUUGGAAGUACGAGACUGGUUGGCAUCUACCUUUACCAGGAAAAUGGGAAUGAGGAAAAGGAGGCCCGAGGAAAAGCCCAAAUUCCGAAGCAUUGUGCAUGCAGUCCAAGCUGGAAUAUUUGUAGAGCGGAUGUAUAGACGAUCUUCCAAUAUUGCUGGUCUUACCUACCCAUCAUCUGUCAUAGCAUCUAUGAAGGAUGUUGACAGAUGGGCUUUUAAUGUAUUCACUCUGAAUGAGGCUAGCGGGGAGCACGCCCUGAAGUUUAUGGUGUAUGAGCUGUUUACCAGAUAUGACCUUACUAAUCGCUUUAAGAUUCCUGUUUCCAAUCUCGUAUCUUUUGUUGAAGCUCUAGAAGUUGGUUACAGCAAGUACAAAAAUCCGUACCACAAUCUGGUUCAUGCCGCUGACGUUACCCAAACUGUGCACUAUAUAAUUCUUCAUACGGGUAUCAUGCACUGGCUCACAGAACUGGAAAUUUUGGCAAUGAUAUUUGCUGCUGCUAUCCAUGACUUUGAGCACACUGGGACCACAAACAAUUUUCAUAUACAGACGAGGUCUGAUGUUGCAAUAUUAUACAACGACCGGUCAGUUCUAGAAAACCAUCACGUGAGUGCUGCCUACCGCAUUAUGCAAGAUGAUGAAAUGAAUAUUUUUAUAAAUUUGUCCAAAGAUGACUGGAGAGAUUUACGAACACUGGUGAUUGAGAUGGUUUUAUCUACAGAUAUGUCCGGCCACUUCCAGCAGCUAAAAACCAUGAGAAGCACAUUGCAGCAGCCGGAGGGGAUAGAUAAAGCCAAAGCCAUGUCUCUGAUCCUUCAUGCUGCAGAUAUCAGCCACCCUGCCAAACCUUGGGAUAUGCACCUGAGAUGGACCAACCUGCUGAUGGAGGAAUUCUUCCGACAGGGUGAUAAAGAGGCUGCAUUAGGGCUUCCAUUCUCUCCUCUGUGUGACAGGAAAUCCACAAUGGUAGCACAGUCACAAAUAGGUUUUAUUGACUUCAUAGUGGAGCCGACAUUCACACUUCUAACCGACUCAACAGAGAAAAUUGUUUUUCCUCUUAUAGAGGAAGCUGCAAAAUCUGAUAAUUCAGUCUUCGAUAAAUCCAGCCAGAAUAACUCUGAAGUGGUUCGUGGCACAGACACACCAAGGAAACCCAGUGUGCGGACUUCCCAGAUGGAUGGAAGCUCCCCAAGUGAAUAUUCACUAGCCACUGUAGAUCUGCAUCAUUUCAAAAAGAAUUUGGUUGAAAUCAUUCAGCAAAAUAAAGAACGAUGGAAAGAACUGGCUGCUCAAGUAAAGAUUCUCCAGUAAAAGUCAUCCCUUCUAGUGCACGAGAGAAAUUUGAAAUCAACGCACAAGAGUGAAGGAGGCACUGGAGGAACCUAAUACAUACUGCUGUGUAAAUGUGAAUCCAUACUUGGUAUCUGGAGAAGAGGUCUCCGUGACAAGAGAUACAGCCAAGCCUCAACAAUUCCCCAAAUCAAAAGCACAUAGUUUAUCACUUGCAGAAAUGGUUUCAUGCUAAACACUGGAGAAAAGAUCAUGAAUAGUCAUUGCUCUUCAAAAUGAAGGCAAGUAGGCAUGGAGCAAAAGGUGUAGUCAAUGGCUAUUACUGAUAUAUUUGUAGCCAGAUUCCUCCCUUCAGACCCUAAAAUAACCCACUGGUCCCAAUAAACUUCACUUCUUUCAGCUAUUUUGCUGAACACUAGGAAAAAUGGAUGUUCAUAUAAUGACCAUUUAGCCUUUUGAAUGGUGGCUGAACAUACUGGCAAAAACCUUCCAUGCACUGCCAUUUAAAGUAAUGGACACUUUCUGGACUAUAAAAACAGAAGCAACAAUAUACGUGUCUUUUUAUAUAUAUAUUGUUAUUCAUGCAGCUGGAUGAUAAGAUUACCUUAUUAUUACGUAGUAACUAUUUAUAGGGGAGUGGUACGCCCACAGGAAAGUAUGUAAAUAUUAAAACCAUGUAAAUAUUAGUAUGUUGACCUAUGCACUCUUUCUUCCCCCCCCUAUUUUCAUUUGUCCAUUACUAGGUAUUUUCUCUGUUUCUUUUGUGCUCCUUGUUGACUUCAUGUUUUCACCAUUUUUCAGACUGUUAAUAAAAGUAUGUUGAUUUCGA
Xenopus tropicalis (tropical clawed frog) is the source of this 3000-nucleotide messenger RNA. It is a transcript of the gene pde1a, whose product is annotated as phosphodiesterase 1A. Gene Ontology annotation, molecular function: metal ion binding; 3',5'-cyclic-nucleotide phosphodiesterase activity; phosphoric diester hydrolase activity. The transcript is spliced from 15 exons. Lineage: Eukaryota; Metazoa; Chordata; Amphibia; Anura; Pipidae. The record is from RefSeq and is a predicted model, not a curated record. Gene Ontology annotation, biological process: signal transduction. The coding region runs from base 582 to 2192 and encodes 536 amino acids.